Messenger RNA from Fusarium coffeatum, 981 nucleotides. RefSeq lists its product as uncharacterized. The record is from RefSeq and is a predicted model, not a curated record. Lineage: Eukaryota; Fungi; Ascomycota; Sordariomycetes; Hypocreales; Nectriaceae. The transcript has a single exon. The coding region runs from base 1 to 981 and encodes 326 amino acids.
AUGUCAGCACAAACCUUCCACCGCUUCCCAGAUUUACCUUACGAGCUGAGACAUCACGUCUCGGAAGCCAGCUGCUUUGACCGACACGAAGAACGACAUGGUCUCCAUUAUGUCGAUUGCCCUGGCUCGCGUAAGUGCCGAACUCGCAUCGAAUGUCGUGCUGCAAGCGAGACCGAGACAUCUGCUUGUCUGAUGGAUGCCGGUCUCUGGGCCGCGUGCCAAGAGUCGAGACGUGUUAUAAAGAAGCAGAUGCGGCAACAUGGGUUUCUAAGGACUGAUAGAGAAAACAAAAGCCUAUGCCUCAAGGGCCCUGAACCAGCUACGCUGAUUAUAGACGAAAACGAGGACAUGGUCUGCUUCCGGAUUUCCGACUGGUUUAAAGUACAGCAUUGGACGAAGAUGUUCCAUUUUCUCCUUAGCUACGCUGACUCGACUGAGGAAGGUAUGCCUCACAACGUUGCCUUCGAGAUGGAUGGUAGCUGGGAUCACCAGCACUCCAUCUGGCGUGCGAUUCUAAACGGCAUUAGAUUCUACGGCGGUGGCCAUUACCCCCCUUUGUACAAGCAUAUCAUCGACAAGAAAAUUCAUUGGUUUCGCGACUCCAGUACCCUCGAUGACACCUGGGCAGAUUGUAAUAACGAGUUUAUGGUGGUGACAUGGAAAAACCUCUGCCCAUGUAAUCAGAGAGGUAUGGACAGUGGGGCUCUUGUGUUUCUAAUGUAUAUGAGGCGAGGAUAUCAGCCAUACACCAGUGAUGGCUAUCACAGUUGUAUGGGCCUUUACCACACCGCAUAUACAUUGGCGGUGGAUAUCCUUGUUCGACAGGAUAACGAAGUUAUGCCUUGCCAGUCCUGUCAAACACGGGCCAAGAAGGAUCAUGAGCAUAAUUAUCUGCUUGACGGUAUGGAUCUUCCAUUAGCCGAAGAAGACGAGAAAGUCGAGGAGUCCAAGGAGGAAGAGCGUGAAUCGGAGAAGCAGUGA